This is a messenger RNA of Mauremys mutica (yellowpond turtle), 1402 nucleotides long. It is a transcript of the gene CCDC166, whose product is annotated as coiled-coil domain containing 166. Lineage: Eukaryota; Metazoa; Chordata; Testudines; Geoemydidae. The record is from RefSeq and is a predicted model, not a curated record. Bases 233 to 1207 code for a protein of 324 amino acids. The transcript has 2 exons.
UGGAUACACACAACUUUCAAGAUAGUCCAAUCACACCAGUGUGUUCAACUGUUCACUGUGUGGCAAAGGCCACACAGCUGCUAACAGCUUCUAGGGGCCGGCUGUCAGAAGUUACUAUCCUACUAGUUCCUGGGAGUUCAGUGACAGAGAAACUACCUGAAGGUUUAUUAAGAGCUCAGGAGUGAGAGAGAAGGUAGGACAAUUGAGUACCCGUGGCAUCCCAGAAUUGAACAUGGCAUCCAAAAAAAAGAAGCCAGAACAAAAAGCUAACGAUUUUGGAAAAAGUAAGCAAGGAACAAACAGAAAGGAAGGUGAUAUAUCCAAGGCAAGGAGCAGCACAGAACCAUUUGUCAAAGAAAGGGAGCAGUAUCUGCAGAAGGAAUACAAGAUCCUGACUGAGCAUAUGAACACAUACAUGAAGCGAGUAGAGCACUUCCUGUGGGAGAAUGAGUUCCUAGAUAAGGAGGCCCAGAAGAUUCGGGAAGACAGCAAAGCCUACAUGACCUAUAUAAGCAAACACACUCAGAAAUGCCAAAAUGCUAUCAUUACACUAAAUAACCAGAACCACUUUGAUAUGGCACAGGUCCGAAAGCAGAAGGAAGAGUUGAUCUCACAGUACACAGCUAAAGAGAAGGAGGUGCGGAACCAAUUGAUGGAGAUGGAGACAAAGUAUUCUCUUAUGAACAAGGAGGUUGAAGACUUGCAGCCCUUCAAGGACCUGCAGUUGGAACAGCUGAGCAGAAUCAAGGAGCUGGAGAAGGAACUGCUGGUCACAAAAAUCCAGCACUCAGAGCAAAUGCACAAGGUCAAGAGCAGAUUUCUGCAAGCAAAAGCUGAAUAUGAGCUGGACUCUCAUCAGAAGGUUCAGUCUCUGGCCAAGAGAGCUGAAGAGGAAGCUGUACGCAGUCUGAUCCAGCACACCAAGCAGGUGAAAGCAGAGAAUUGGCGACUGCGCCAUGAACUGCUCAGCCUCAUCCGACGCUCACACAUCCUCAAAACCUUCAAGCUUCAACUGAGGGAGCAGCAACAGCAACUCCUUCGGGAGCACGAUUAUAGCCAAGACCUCACACGCAUGCGCCAUUGGUUAAAGGAGCAUGGGGCACAAGGCUCAAACAAGGAAGUCAACGGCUUUGGCAGCUCCCUCAAAAGCAUCAUAUCAGCCAAGAUCAGACACAUCCCUACUUCCCUCACUAGUGCCAAAUCAUAAAGUGAAGGUUAAAUUUAACUUUCAUAGUUAAGUGACAUUUGAAAGUGCAAUCCCUUUUCUCCACAAAAUAAGUAACUAAAAUUUCCCUCUCUGGAGACAGACUAUGAUGAUCCAUAACUUGAUGCUUUCGCGCCAGCAGAUAAUAUUCUUGGAUUAAAAAAGAGAGGGGAGGGAAUGGAGAGAAGAACAAUAAAA